Messenger RNA from Striga hermonthica, 510 nucleotides. Lineage: Eukaryota; Viridiplantae; Streptophyta; Magnoliopsida; Lamiales; Orobanchaceae. The record is from the annotation of a GenBank genome assembly.
AUGUCCGAAAAUGAAUUUACCCAAUGUCUAAUUGUGCCCAUGAAUUUGACUUGUUCACAUAAGCACCCUGUGAAUUAUUUCUUGCUCGGGCUGUUUACUGUAUCGCUAGCGUUUGUGGUGGGGUUGACCUGUGCUUUCACAAGUGGGAAAAUCAUUCUGGAAUCUGUUAUCCUAACCACUGUUGUGGUAGUUAGUCUCACUCUAUACACAUUUUGGGCUGCAAAGAGAGGCCAUGACUUCAAUUUCUUGGGGCCAUUCUUGUUCGGUGCUGUUAUGGUUCUCAUGUUGUUUGCGCUUAUACAAAUCUUUUUCCCAUUAGGUCGAAUAAGUGUGAUGAUCUACGGCUGCCUUGCCUCGAUAAUCUUCUGUGGUUACAUCAUAUACGACACGGAUAAUCUUAUCAAACGCUACACGUAUGAUGAGUACAUAUGGGCUGCCGUUGCUUUGUAUUUGGAUGUGAUUAACCUCUUCCUUUCGCUUAUGACCGUUUUCAGAGCUGCUGACAGCUGA